UGUUUCCCCGUUCACCCGGGGCGGUGCGGGCACGGGAGGCUGGCCCGGCCCCGCCGUGACCUGGAAGGGAAGCGGCGUCACCGGGAUCGACUUCCCGGGGCCGGGCGGGGCCGGCAUGGAGCGGGCGGGCGGCAGGCUGUAGCUGAUGCCCAGGCCCCCCUGGAAUGAUGCCGUCCAGGACCAAUCUCUCCGCUGGGAUCCCCAGUAGCAAAGUCAAAUAUUCCAAACUCUCCAGCACCGACGAUGGAUACAUUGACCUGCAGUUCAAGAAGAGCCCACCCAAAAUCCCCUACAAGGCCAUCGCACUGGCUGUGGUGCUCUUCAUGAUCGGGACCUUCCUCAUCAUCAUCGGAGCCCUGCUGCUGGCAGGGUACAUCAGCAAAGGGGAGACCGAGCGGGCCAUCCCCGUGCUGAUCAUCGGCAUCCUGGUGUUCCUGCCCGGCUUCUACCACCUGCGCAUCGCCUACUACGCCUCCAAGGGCUACCGGGGCUACUCCUACGACGACAUCCCCGACUUCGACGACUGAACUGUUAAUUAACCCCGCUCUAAUUAGGCUGCUCACAGCUGGUAGUUCCCCCGGGUGCUGGCGGGGCACGGCUGAGCGUCCCUGGGCGGCGCCGCGUCCCGGCCUCGAGGUGUUGCAGGUUCUCCAGUUUUGGGGGUUGGGGGUUCCAGCCUGGAAUUGACCAAAAGGAAUUGAAAAGAACUUGGGAUUUAUGGGAUUUUUGUUUUUUUCCUCAUGGGUUUUUUUCUGGCCUCGAGGAGUUGCAGGUUCUCCAGUUUGGGGGUUGGGGGGUCCAGCCUGGAAUUGACCAAAAGGAAUUGAAAAGAACUUGGGAUUUAUGGGAUUUUUGUUUUUUUCCUCAUGGGUUUUUUUCUGGCCUCGAGGAGUUGCAGGUUCUCCAGUUUGGGGGUUGGGGGGUCCAGCCUGGAAUUGACCAAAAGGAAUUGAAAAGAACUUGGGAUUUAUGGGAUUUUUGUUUUUUUCCUCAUGGGUUUUUUUCUGGCCUCGAGGAGUUGCAGGUUCUCCAGUUUGGGGGUUGGGGGGUCCAGCCUGGAAUUGACCAAAAGGAAUUGAAAAGAACUUGGGAUUUAUGGGAUUUUUGUUUUUUUCCUCAUGGGUUUUUUUCUGGCCUCGAGGAGUUGCAGGUUCUCCAGUUUGGGGGUUGGGGGGUCCAGCCUGGAAUUGACCAAAAGGAAUUGAAAAGAACUUGGGAUUUAUGGGAUUUUUGUUUUUUUCCUCAUGGGUUUUUUUCUGGCCUCGAGGAGUUGCAGGUUCUCCAGUUUGGGGGUUGGGGGGUCCAGCCUGGAAUUGACCAAAAGGAAUUGAAAAGAACUUGGGAUUUAUGGGAUUUUUGUUUUUUUCCUCAUGGGUUUUUUUCUGGCCUCGAGGAGUUGCAGGUUCUCCAGUUUGGGGGUUGGGGGGUCCAGCCUGGAAUUGACCAAAAGGAAUUGAAAAGAACUUGGGAUUUAUGGGAUUUUUUUCCUCUUGGGGUUGCAUAAUUCCGUUCUUCCUGGGCGAGGCAAUCCUUGCAAUUUUCCAAAAAUAGAUGAGCUGGUUUCAGCUGCAGAUAUUUGUUUUUUCUCUAAGUGUUUUCUAGAAUUUAUUUUAGCUUUCCAUGAGGCUGUGGUUAUUGUUGGGUUACCUUUGCAGAUAGACCAUCAUUAAAUUCUCCUUUUGCUCUCUGUCCAUCAGAAAUGCUUCCAAACCACUGGUCCUGCAGUAAAUAAAGUCUGAUGAGAGUGGGAAAGCAGCACUUGCAGGAAGGGAUUUCCACCUCCACAGACUGGCCAAGCUCACUUCCCCACCAACAAACUCCUCCUCCCCGAGCGAGCUUUCCCCGUGCCACUGCUGCUGUUGGCAAAAUCUGCUUAUCCUUCACAGGGACUGGUGCUGGAGUUUGCUUGUCAUUUAAACAACCAGAUGGAUACUGGGAGAGGGAUUGGAACCCAGACUCCAGUGUCUAAAUACCAAACAUCUUGGGCUUGACUGAUGUGGGUAUUGGAGACACUUGAACUCCAGCUGUCUGUCUUCUGGAGUCCUUUUGUCCUUGUGUAGAUAAUUUGCUGUGCAGACCUGCCCAGGCCAGUGAAGAGAAGUUCUGUGUGUAGUUUGUGCUGACCAAAGCCCCUCUGGAUUGCUUUGCCAGCUUUGCUGAUGUGGCAUUCAGGGAAAGCAGAGUGGUGGCUCCACUUCUGUGAGGUCAGACCAGGCUGUGUCCUGGACAACGAGCAGCCAUGCAAGUGGAUGCAUUUAACAUGAAUAAAGUUCUGUAUUCUCUGUAA
Molecule: messenger RNA, 2287 nt
Organism: Pyrgilauda ruficollis (rufous-necked snowfinch)
Lineage: Eukaryota; Metazoa; Chordata; Aves; Passeriformes; Passeridae
Gene: TMEM230
Product: transmembrane protein 230
Exons: 4
Coding region: 165-527 (120 amino acids)
Biological process (GO): synaptic vesicle transport
Cellular component (GO): endomembrane system; synaptic vesicle
Source: RefSeq, a predicted model, not a curated record